AUGGCCGUUACAGUCCCAGCAAAGCGUGGCUACGUCGUCAGUGCUGCACCGCCGGGCUCGAGAGUACACGGACAAUCUGCUCUUUCGCCUGAACAUGUUACUUUCCAGCGAGUCGACCCUCGACUGGUCUAUGCUGUCCCAACCCCCUCUCAAACACUGCCGACUCCCCCGUCCGCAGAGUCCCAGGAUGCAAAGAGGCGGCGAUUCAAUGGCAAUGGUGUUUAUGUGCCUACUCGUGAAGUUUAUCCGGAAGCAUCGUACUCUUAUGCCAUCUCCCCAACCACCAGUGGUUUAUACGCACGUCAAGAAGUCAUGCAGCACCCCCAACAGAUCCCCGUCCAACAUGUCCAGAUGGCCAAACCGCAGAUGGUGUCGCCUCCUCGAGCAGCAUACCCUCGACCUCCACAGCUGCAACCUAUCCGACCACCUCCACCUCCCCAUCAGCGAAAUCGAUCGAGUGUCGCCUUACCUCCUAUCGAGACAAUGGUUACACAGACUCCGGUGAAGACGCCGUCUACACAGUCUCAGAGCUCUGGAGUCGAGGCCAUGAUAAUGUCCAUCCCAGUGUUGAACAAAAUCAAAGUACUCUCUCAGAUUUCCGGUCCGUUACCGGCGCCAGGUCUCACCUCACCGAAACCAGACGUUCGAGGAGCCAUCAUUGCCGUUGAGGGUAUGGACGCAGCCAGUGUUGACAGCAUGACCAAUUCUCUGGCUGAGCAGUUGGAGAAAGAGGGCAAGUUUGCUGUAAGGAUAUUUGGAGGUCCGGAUCCAUACUCUGCGAUGCGCGCUGCAAAGACCAUUCCUGGCGGAGGGAAGAAGGGAGCCAUGACAACAGAUAUGUACCUGGAUAUAAUGAGUCAGUGGCACAAAAUCAACAAGGACAUGGUCGAGUAUAUUACUUCAAGGCCCGGGAGUGGUACACAGUCAUCCCCUAUUAGGCUCGACCACCAAGAUGAAGAUCACCCCAUGACAGAAGCGGAAGAUCACCACCAGCCACCCAUGUCGUAUGAGGCCGGCCUGCAUACGAGAACUGCGUCCCAAUCAUCCACUACGGUACAAGAAAGGAGGAAAGAUCACAUUGACUCGGCCAUCUCACCCAGGACGAUCAGCAAAGCUGCAGAUAUGUCCAUCAACUCGCCUUUUGUGAAUUCAGUCGCACACAAAGGAAGAAGCCAAAGCACACCCGGUGUGUGGACUGGCAACGAGUUGAUUCCAACUGGGUCGGAUGCGCGAGCCAUGCCGCCGAUGCUCACCUUCCCACGUCCUCUCAACUCGAAGCGGAUUCCACCUCCACCAGAUACACCGCCGCCGUCCACACCUCCGCCUCCGGCCGCCGCAUCAAACUCUCGUGAGCUAUCGAGAGUUCCCCCUCCUCUUCCAGCAUCUUCAGUGCCUCGGCCGACAUCUGUACAGCCGCUACCAAUCAGAGCCUCCAUGUCUACAUCUGGUAUCAAUUCUGGCUUACCCAUACCUAUUGCGAUUGUUCCACAUUUCCAGCUCACCACUGUCGACGCAAGCUCCGUCAGUAUGCCAAUAAGUGACGGCUUCUCCCCACCGGCUCAUUGGCAGUGGUUUGCCACACUGUGGCGAGGGAGCGUCGGACCAGACAUCACCAUCAUUAUCAGAGGAGUGGAUGAAGAGGCCGCUGAAGGGUCGGAUGCUGCCAAACAGACACCUAUCCAGGGCAACCAUGGCAGUGUCGUGGGUGGUGCUCCUGCGAAUCCCGGUAUUGGAAGGGACAGAAUCUCGAGUGUGACUUCAUCACAAUCCCACAGUGGAGGGGCAGGAGUCGAGAUUCGGUUGCAAGACUCUAGGGCUGUGAUUGUCAAGACUGGUAUAGUGGGACUGAAUACUUCGCUGGCAUCGGACAUGGCAGCUGGCGACGACGCUAGAGGAGCAAACAAGAUGACGACGGCGCAACAGGCCAAGGAGAUGGAAAACUGGGACAAGGCAAAGAGGAGGGUUGGUUUCGAGGUGGAAGAAUUUUUGCGGAGAUAA
Messenger RNA from Fonsecaea monophora, 1998 nucleotides. RefSeq lists its product as hypothetical. The record is from RefSeq and is a predicted model, not a curated record. Bases 1 to 1998 code for a protein of 665 amino acids. The transcript has a single exon. Lineage: Eukaryota; Fungi; Ascomycota; Eurotiomycetes; Chaetothyriales; Herpotrichiellaceae.